AUGAAAGCUCCCGGGCGCGCAGCGAAAAAGACUGAUUCCUUGUUGGCUGCGCGGCGAUUGAAAUCAGCCGAAGAGCAGAGACGCGCCUUGGCGUGCAAUCAAUCGCUGCUUGCUUUGGCGCGCGCCCCGCGUCCGUGUGUGCGUAUUUCUCGUUUCGCGUGCGCUGUGGCUAUUGGGCUGCGGAACUGCGGCGCGCCCCUCCCUGUUUGCGUUGCUCGUCUGGCACCGCUGUUGACGUUACUUUUGGGAGUAAAUACCUCGGAUAUUUACACGAGUAUGUGUCGUAUUGAAUGCGUGAAAUGGAAUGCCAAGGUGCCCAAAAGAAAAUUGUUUCCCCAGCUUGCUUACCACCUGCCCCUUGUGUCUAAACUUGGAUGCGUGCAGGCGGUGCGCACGCUGGGCUACGUCGGCUUCGGCUUCUCCGCCGACGGCACCAUGACGGACGCGGACAUGGUCAUCGGCUGGGUGUACAAGGACAAGGUGUUCCUGCAGAACGCUCGCAGCGCAGAAGGCGCCCUGUGCAGGAAUUUCACGCGGCGUCAUCUACAUAAAGAGCGUUGCUCGCCUUCUCCGGUCCUUGGACGCACGCGAUUCUUCGGCGUCGGCCACGCGUGCGCCGGCGGCAGGUGGCGCCGCGAAGAGGACUCUCCUGUCGGGGCGGGUGGCGUGCGCGCGUGGGAGCCCGUGGGUGUGGCGGCGCGGGCGGCGGCGGGCUGGACAAUGUCCCGGGCGCUCGCGUGUCGAGGCGCAACGGCGUGUCGGCUCGCGCAUCGCGUAGCGCUCUGA
Gryllus bimaculatus (two-spotted cricket) is the source of this 786-nucleotide messenger RNA. NCBI's taxonomy places the organism in Eukaryota, Metazoa, Arthropoda, Insecta, Orthoptera, Gryllidae. The record is from the annotation of a GenBank genome assembly.